Sipha flava (yellow sugarcane aphid) is the source of this 3107-nucleotide messenger RNA. RefSeq names its product endoplasmic reticulum aminopeptidase 1-like. Lineage: Eukaryota; Metazoa; Arthropoda; Insecta; Hemiptera; Aphididae. Bases 1 to 2979 code for a protein of 992 amino acids. The transcript has 14 exons. Gene Ontology annotation, molecular function: zinc ion binding; peptide binding; metalloaminopeptidase activity. The record is from RefSeq and is a predicted model, not a curated record. Gene Ontology annotation, cellular component: cytoplasm. Gene Ontology annotation, biological process: proteolysis; peptide catabolic process.
AUGGUGGAGCCGGAAGUCGAAGACGUAGCUUUCCUGACAGCCAUCAAUCACUAUAGAGACAAUCAAGAUAUGUUGCACAAGUCCGGAAUUUAUGAGCACACAGCCGUCACGGCGUGUUCACGAAGAACUGCGUUAAUAAUGACCAGUGCCACUCUGUUUUUGAUGUUUCUCUGUUCUGUGAUCAUCGCCUACGCAGGACCUCAAAACGAUUGUCCGUGUAUUGGCGAAAAGCCAAUAUUUUUACCAGAUGAUGAUGGAGUCAAUCGAUCUCGGUCAGUUAUACCGAUUGCUACAAAUGGCGAUAUAUUUCCAUGGAACAACGUACGUCUUCCUACAUUCGCUAGGCCAUAUAGUUAUCAUAUUAGAAUUCAUCCAAAUUUAACCAAUUUAGACGUAAAAGGGCAAGUAUUAAUAAAUUUUAGGCUUACUCGAGAUACAGAUUAUAUAGUCUUCCACAGUAAAAAUCUUACUAUAGUUGAAAAACGUGUAGUAAAUGCAAAUAAUCAUGAAAUAAUUUACGAAGUAUCCAGAAUGCUGGAAUAUUCUGCUGGUCAGCAAAUGUUAUUGGAAUUUGAAGAAUCUUUAUCCGCAGAACACAAUUACACGUUAAUUAUAAAAUACACAACCCGGUUGAGUAGAGAGUUGGAAGGUUUUUAUCUGAGCAGUUAUACAACGAGUAAUGGCGAAAGAAGAUACUUGGCCACGACUCAUUUCGAACCAACAUACGCCCGUUCAGCGUUUCCAUGCUUUGACGAACCUCAAUUCAAAGCUAGGUUUCGUAUGUCGAUUUUAAGGAAUAGGUUUCACAUAGCACUGUUUAAUAUGCCGAUCAAGGAAUCCGUGGACGAUGGAUUGUAUAUGGGAGUUGGGCUAAUGCGAGACGAUUUUGAAGAAUCCGUAGAAAUGAGUACUUACCUCGUAGCUUUUGUUGUCUGCGAUUAUCAAUAUGUACAUGCGCAGACUUCGCAAGGAGUUGCUGUACGAGUAUAUGCUCCACCCGAAUUACUGUCCCAAACUUCGUUUGCUUUAAACACUGCCACCAAAGUUAUGGAUCAUUACACAGAAUUCUUCGGUGUACCAUAUCCGUUACCAAAACAAGACUUAAUCGCUAUACCGGAUUUUGGUGCUGGAGCAAUGGAAAACUGGGGCCUUAUCACGUAUAGAGAGACUUCAAUACUUUAUGAUGAAAAUGAAACAUCAGCUGCUGCACACCAGUGGGUAGCUGUGGUGGUUGCCCAUGAAUUAGCCCAUCAAUGGUUUGGAAAUUUAGUGACAAUGCGUUGGUGGAAUGACUUAUGGUUAAACGAAGGAUUUGCCAGUUUCUUGGAAUACCGCGGAGUAGAGCACGUGAUGCCUGGGUGGUCAAUGAUGGCUCAAUUUGUGUUAGAUAAGACCCAACAAGGAUUGAAGCUCGAUGCAUUGUCUACUUCGCAUCCAAUCAGUGUUAGUGUUCAUGAUCCAGUAGAAAUCGAGGCCAUAUUUGACUCUAUAUCUUAUAGCAAAGGAGCUGCUCUUUUAUACAUGUUGGAAAAAUUCCUCGGGCUGAAGACUCUGAGGAGCGGAUUGAACGAUUACUUGAAUACACAUAAGUAUAGCAACGCAGAAACUGAAGAUUUAUGGACUGUGUUAAGCAAACAUGCUAAUGAAACAGUACAAGUCAAGCUUAUAAUGGAUACGUGGACACAUCAAAUGGGCUUCCCAAUGAUCAAGAUAAGCAGAGAAAAUAGUUCAUCCUCAAACAACGCGGUUUCAUUCACUGCAAUGCAAAGUAGAUUUCUUUUGACAUCAGAAAUUGCUAAUAUGGUAAAAAAUAGAGCGGAACCGUCUCCAUAUGGUUAUAAGUGGUUUGUUCCAUUAAGCUUUUAUACAGACAUUACCAGUUAUCGCGAACAAGAGGUAGUCUGGAUGAAUAUGACUGAUGUAAGGUUCGAGGUGGAUCCUAAAGUGCGGUGGUUGAAAGCUAAUGUUAAUCAAUCUGGUUUUUACCGUGUAAACUAUGAUGAUGGAUUAUGGAAUGAAUUAAUUGGACAACUUAAACUUAAUCAUGAAGUGUUCAGUGCUGCAGACAGAGCUUCAUUGAUCGAUGAUGUAUUCACUUUAUGCAGAGCAGGGGUGCUUAACGUGACUGUCCCUUUGGAACUAUCUAAAUAUUUAUACAAAGAAAGAGAUUUUGUACCAUGGGCAACAGCACUCGACCAUUUUCAAAACUGGAGCAAAUUUUUAUCAGAAUCAUCACCAUACAGAAUGUUUUUGGAUUAUAUGAAGAAUCUUCUAGCUCCGGUUGCAAGAUCAGUUGGAUGGGAAGACAAAGGAACUCAUUUACAAAAAUUAAUGCGAUCAGAUAUUCUGGCUUCAGCUAUAUUGUGUGGGAUUGAAGACGUUGUAAAAGAGGCGAAAAAUAAAUUUGACGAAUGGAUGUACGAAAACAAACGUAUACCACCAAAUAUGAGAGAAGUAAUUUAUUUAGCAGGAGUUAGACACGGAGACGUCAAGGAAUGGAAUUUUUGCUGGGACAAAUAUAAUCAAAGUCAUGUACCGAGUGAACGUAAACUUCUACUUAAAGUACUAGGCACAUCUAAUGACCCUUGGUUACUUCAAAGAUACUUAUCAACUACACUGGAUAGCUCAAAAAUUAAAGCACAAGAUGUAAAAAUGGUCUUAGGAGUAGUAGCUUCACAAGGAUCACAAGGCCAGUUGUUAGCAUGGCGUCAUCUUAAAGCCAACUGGAAUCAUCUACAAACACUUUUUGGGAACGGAACGUUUACAAUGGGAGGUCUAAUUACAGCUGUAACGUCUCAUUUUGCAACCGAGUAUGACUUUAAAGAAGUAUCCGACUUCUUUCGUAACAUAGACGUUGGUUCAGGAACCAGAGCUUUAGAACAAAGUAUGGAAAUGAUACAACUCAAUGUACAUUGGGUUAACAAUAAUGAAGCUCAAAUAUAUGAUUGGUUGACGAAAAACGAAAAAUCUAAGCAUUAAUUGAACUGAAAAUGAAUAACGAUGUAACUAAAAUAGCAUAUAUUUUUGAAGUAUUGAACCAAGAAAAUGUGUAAGACUGAUAAGAAGAAAAUGAGAAUUAGGAGAUUAAAUUUGAAGGAAUAGAAUAA